UGGUUCCACGAAUAAGUCAGAGUGCAAUUCGUUUUUUUUUACAAGUAAAUUGUGGAAUUUUCUUUUUUAUUUUCAUUUAAUUCGAUCGAGCAAUUUAAGUUUAAAAAUAUAAGCGCGUUUGGCUAUUCUAAUGGAAGAACCACGGCGGGUAUUACUCCAAAAAUGUGCCGAUUUACAUUUUUAAAUGUAAUCUGAGCAAACAAAAGUGCAUAAUUGUAAAUUUGAUGGUGGAAAGUGACGUGAAAAUUUCCAUGUAAGCAUAUUGAAAAAGUUUCAGUGCAAAUAAAGUAUUUCUACAAAAAAGUUGUUUUGCCUAAAAGUGCAAAUGCAAAUUUGGCAAUUUUUAUUAUAAUAUGUGUGUUUAGGGCGGAAUUUGUGCGUACAAGUACAAAGUUGAAGUGUGAAUAUAUCGUAAAAAAUUAUGUGGUAGCGGAUGUUUUUGUUAUGUCGUAUGAAUUGCAACGAAUAACAAAAGAAGUCCACAGAAAAUUAAUAGUAAAACCAUUCCUAUCGCCUAUACGGUAGCGUGUACAUACAUAUAAAUAUUUAAUAAUUCAACAUAUAUAGCGGGAAUAGUGAAAAUCAGUGUAUUUUACAUUCUACGCUUCAUUGCGUCAUUCCUGUCUGGCAGUGUUUCUUUGUUUUGCUUUAGUUCCUUACGCGGGUGCGUCUAUGCCUUGUGGAUGCAUGCCUAUAUCUAGUUCAUUGUGUACAUGUGCAUUUCUCGUAUUUCAUUGUGUAUUUCCAUCCGGGCGCUAUUUAACAUUUCCUUUUAAUUUUUUUGUUGGCUGUCAACGUAGCCUCGAGAAAAUUUGUUGCUGCAAUUUGGCCAUCUGUGCAAGUGCAAAACGUACGUCAGUACGCCUGGCCGAAGGACGACGCCUUUUUCAACAAUAAAAAGUCCUUAACAAAUUUGGCCAAGAUAAGGCAUAACGCGAGGAAAAAAAAAUAAGUAAACAGUGUAUGGUGCCAGUGAGUGGUGUGGUCGAAGGAAAAACAAAAUCAAAGAAUAAAUAUAACCAUAAUAGCCGCCAGCAAGCCAUCAACGAAGAUCGCAGUAAAGGCAUAAAAUGGACACAUUUCGAAAGUGGCUGAAUAAACCAAAGGCAGAUGACAAAUCUCUACUAGCACGCUUCUAUCAUGCAGAUCGUUCACUCACAGCCGUCGCCAGCGAAUUGGACAGCUUCGAUGGGCGCGCAGAGCCAGAUCGCUGUUCACGUCUUGUCAGCCGGCUGCGACAGGGACAGGACAAAGUACUCUCCAUUACUAAUUUAAUAAUGGAAGAGCUGCUUGGCGACGAACGUCAUCCGCGUGCGUUUCGUGCGAAAUUUCCCGAAGAAGUGCUGCAGGAAAAUUUGGCCGGUCAGUUAUGGUUCGGCGCCGAGUGCCUUGCUGCCGGCUCAUCGAUAAUGCAUCGCGAACAGGAGAGCAAAGAGAUGCGUCCGUUGGCGCAGGCGGUCACAAAGAGUUUGGGUAAUGUGCGUAGCUUGUUGCGUGAUCAGUGCCUUCGGAAUAAUGUGCCGAAUAGCAAAACACUACAUUUGGAUAUAAACGAUUCCACCACAGAGCAAUUGUAUGAGAGUUUGAAAAUAUUCGAUCGUUUAUUUGCCGAAUUCGAGUUGCGUUAUGUCAGCGCUAUGGUGCAGGUGAAAACAAAGGACGAAUACGAGAUGCAAGAAAUGAUUUGUGUGCUCUUUUCGGAGACUUUGCAUCGUGCGCUCAAAUUGGGUCUCAUCGAUCAGGAUAAAGUGGAUACAUUCGAUCCGGCUUUAAUGUUCUCCAUACCACGUUUGGCAAUUAUAACGGGUUUGGUAGUGUUUCCUAAAGGACCGCUCAAUAUGGAUAUGCCGGCCGAUCAGUUGUCGGAAAUGUUUCGACCAUUUCGCACAAUACUCAUCAAAAUACGCGAUCUACUGCGUGCGUUGAGUAAAAGUGAGCUGCAACAGUUGGAGAAGUUGCUAUGCACCAAUGAGGACAUUCAGUUAACGCUGCCGGUAGGCACCAGCAGCAUCGAAGCGCCGAGUGAGGAUCAACGGAACAAUAACAGCACCACUACCAGCACGAAUGCGUCUAUCACACAAAAUCCUGCCAGUAGCACAACCGAGGAAACGCUUGCCCAUCCUCUGGAACAACGAAACAAUAAUUUAACCGGCACUUCGCCUAACGCUACUACCUGGGAGACGCAACUUCAUACUGCUAACCCCAGCACAAUGAGUCCGAAACAUCCUCCGAGAACUGUUAAAACAGCAGUUGGUGGUGGCGCAGGUGGCAUCGGCACAUCCAACAACGGGAAAAAGUCCCAUUGUAAUUCAUGCAGCCAUCGCUCAAUAUCGUCGGCCUCUAGUGAUAGUUCGGCGCUAUCCACACCCGCCGUUUCGCCGACUCCAUCACAUUCGAUUGCAUCGACAACGUCUGCAGUAUUGAAUAGUUCGACUACCUCACCGGCAGACUGGACCGAUGACGACGACGAUGAUGAGAUGGAUGGGGAUGAAGAUGAUGAGCGCGAUGAAGAAGAAGACGACGUUGAUGUCGAUGAUGACGAUGAUGAUAUGCUGGUUAAUGGGGGUGAAGCUGACGAAACCGACGAUGACGAAGUUGUGAUCGGUGAUUGUGAGAACGAAGACAUGGUAUCUGCCGACUGUGCUACCGGCUAUCUUAUUCCAAAUACAAAUUUCGGCAACUUGCUGCAGCCACAAGAAGUUCCUUUGACGGGCAAUUUCAUAGCCAGUGAAGAUGAUGCUUCCAGCAAUGCCAAUGUGGAGCUGGAAGAAGACCAACCAAACUACGCAGAUGUUCCCACCACAAGUGCAGCAUUAAGACGUCUACGUCUAAGCAGUCAAACUGAACAAAUCUCCAUUGAGAGUGACGAUAAAGCGACAAUAAUUGCCGCUGCAACAACAACAACCACAACACCCUCACCAAAGUCAUCGUCAGGUUCACAAGGAAGCAGCGAUAAUCUGACCAGUCCCAAUGGAAGUGAUCAAAUGUCUGCCUGUAGUUGUGAGCCUGCAAGUUCAACUUCAUCGUCGUCCACACAAAGCAACAAUAGUGCGCCGAGCGGGAAACAGACAACACAGCGUCAUUGCAACAACCACCAUCAUCAUCAUCAUCAUCAUAAUGAGCACAGUAGCUGCACGCCUACGCAACCACACAGCGCGCACAGUCAUCAGAGCCCGCCAAGUCGUCAUUAUCCUUACCAUCAACACAACCAUCAUCACCACCAUCACCAUCAUCAUCAUCACCAUCGGCAUAAUCGUAGCCGCAAUGAACAAGCAACGAAGGCGAAAAACGGCACUGCUGAGGAAAGUGUUAGCAGUGACGCCAAUUCGGCGCAGCUCGCGAGUUCAAGUGAUGUCAAAGAGGUCACGAAGUCGAAAAUGACCGCCAGUCAAAGCAACACCUCGAGCGUAGAUAGCAGUAGCGCAUCUUCGUUGUCGGAAGUUGUUGCGCAUCCGCUGCAAGCGCCCAGUGAAGUCAGCCAGGCAAUAAAAGUGGCUACACGCAAACGUUUCAAUAUCGAAAAUCUAUUGCAUCGUCUCUUCGUAUGCAUAGCCGGCGUGGCUGAUCAGCUGCAGACCAAUUUCGCCGCCGAUUUGCGCCAAAUUUUGCGCAGCGUAUUCCUCAUGAAUAUGUCGCCGGCGCAAGAGGAUUUGGAUAUACCCGAAAAACCAAAGGAAUCGGAAUUAUUUGAAUUCCGCGCGUCCGAACAAGAUGUGAUACAGGAGAAUGCCGGCUCCAAUCAGAGCAUUUAUUCAGCCGAAGAAGUUAAUCCCGAGCUGGACAGUGUAUUCCACAAUAAUGGCGGUGGUAGUGGCGGCGGCAGCGGUUCAGGCAGUGGCAACAACAGCAGCAGCAGUGUCGGCGGCUGUAGCAACAGCAACAAUCGGCAUUCCCUCGGCGGCGCCAUACAGCGUGGCAAUACUAUAGACGUGGCUGAGUCGAACGCAGCGCCGUCUAGUGUAACAGCCGGUCGCGUGCAUGUUUGUCGCAGUCGUAGUUUAGGUGAUCAGGAUCAUAGUGAUAUUGGCGCGACGCCUGCCUCAUCCUCUGCCGCUGCGAGGGUUGGUAGUCAGAACAGCCGCUUAAGCGCCUACAUAAGCGGCCAACGGCAGCGACGAAAUCGUAACGACUCGGUGGGCAGCACAUCGCCCAUAUCAUCGUCGUCGUCCUCAUCAUCUGCCUCGUCCGAAAAUAACUCGCCAAUUAGCCAGCGCACAUCAAUGCCGCACACCGCCAACAGUCACAACCACCACAAUAACAAUGUUAACAACAACAACAAUAAUAAUAACAAUACACCAGCCAGCAGAGCAUCACCACCGUCUAGCGCGCUCAUAGCACCGAACGCAUACGCGGUCGCCGCUGCCACCGUAGCCGCCUCCAACGCGAUGCGCAACGCCAAUGUGAAUGCACGCAUUUCGCCGCCCGCCUGGGUGCCGGACGAUAAGGCGCCACGCUGCAUGAGCUGUCGCACACAGUUCACCGCAUUCCGUCGGCGUCACCACUGUCGCAACUGCGGCGGCGUAUUCUGCGGUGUCUGCUCCAAUGCAACGGCACCAUUGCCCAAAUAUGGACUGACAAAGGCGGUGCGCGUUUGCCGCGAUUGUUACGUGAGCGAGAUGCGCGCGAGCGCUAGCCCGACGGGCAGCAGCGCCGCACGCUCGCCGCCCAUAUCACCGCGUUCCAACGCGUCGGCGGCAACUGCUGGCGGUUCGUAGAAACACGACUUUGUAGUGCUGGAUUUGGCCGGCGUGUAGUUACCAGGACACUGUUGGAGAAAUGUGUAAGCAUGGCGCGCACUUCUGCUGCUGCUGCUGAUCAGUUGCCACAUACAUUUGUGCAGCAUUUUACACUAUAUACGUAUUUCCAUUUUUUGUUUUAUUUUUACUUAGCGAUUAGUUACACAAUGCGAAUGUGUAAAGUAUGAAUUGUAUUGGUCCUUAAGUUGACAAUUACAACUGUGUGUUUGUUGUAAGCCUGAAAUCUUUUUAUUUGUAUUUUUUUAAUUUUCGAGCUAAUCAGCCUUAAAAAAGUCCUUCAAAACUUUGUUUUUAGUAAUUCGUAACAUUGGCUUUGUGGCGUUUGCAUUGGGGAGCGCGAUUCUCUGUGAUUACCUACAUGUACCGUUAUUUGAAAUGCUGCGUGGUGUUGAAAUCAAGCUUAUUUUUCACAGAAGCUGUUUGUCUCACAUUGUUUUUAUUGUAUUUCUAUGUGGAUUUAUAUUUUUACUAUCGAAAGUUCUCUUUCCUUUUUAAAUUUUCUCCUUUGCACUCUGAUUUGUGGUUUAAGAGUGUCCUACUACUCAAAAAACUAUGACAGCUGUCAUUACGUAACAUAUUGUCAUUAUAUUUAUGUGUCUAGCAUAUUGUAGAUCGAAGCCUGUUAAAAACAAGCUAAAAUAAAACAAAAAAGAAAAAACAUAUCCACAAUUUAUAAAAUGAGAAGAUCAAGCUGAGAAUAUAAUUUCUUAAACUUUUUUGUUAUUUUAGUCGGCUCAAAUUUUAUGUUAUUUUCAUAAAAGAUUUUUAAA
Messenger RNA from Bactrocera tryoni, 5527 nucleotides. Its product is annotated as lateral signaling target protein 2 homolog. The record is from RefSeq and is a predicted model, not a curated record. Gene Ontology annotation, cellular component: early endosome membrane. The coding region runs from base 1071 to 4715 and encodes 1214 amino acids. Lineage: Eukaryota; Metazoa; Arthropoda; Insecta; Diptera; Tephritidae. Gene Ontology annotation, molecular function: metal ion binding. The transcript has 5 exons.